Prorocentrum cordatum is the source of this 1685-nucleotide messenger RNA. The record is from the annotation of a GenBank genome assembly. Lineage: Eukaryota; Dinophyceae; Prorocentrales; Prorocentraceae.
AGGCUCCCUCGUUCGUGGGCAUCGGGCGGUGCAACCAUGCCGACGUGUGCUGGGUCUGCGUUCUAAGGCUGCGCGCUCUAUCGCAGGACUACCGGUGCCCCGUCUGCAAGGAGGAGCUCGAGGACGUGGUCAUCACGAGCGAUGCGUCUCGGUUUCCGAGCCCGGCGAGACUGGCUGAGCUUCCGCGGGACCCGUCGCUCGCCGUCCGCUUCGCCGACGAGGGCAUUCAGAAGGAGGUCAUGCGGCUCUUCGAGUACCGCUGCCGCGUCCAGAAGUGUGCCUCCUCGAGCUGCGCCUUCGGCAGCCUGCGGGAACUAGAGAACCACCUGUGGCACGCGCACUGGCUCCAGUUCUGCAGGACGUGCCUGCACGGCCGGGCGGCCUUCCUGUGCGAGCAGUGCGUGUUCUCCUCCAAGGAUCUCGGCCAGCACGUGCGGGAGGGCUCUGGCGUCCUGGCGGCUGGCGGCGCGCCCCCGGUGCCCCCGCACCCGCUGUGCCAGUUCUGCGACAGGCGCACGUUCGUCGUCGUCGGGCGGCACAUGCACGAGAGGCACCACCUCUGCCAGAUCUGCGCCCAGAUGGGCCGGCGCAACGAGUUCUACGCCAACGUGCGGUGCUUGGCCGCCCACUACGCGGAGGACCACUACGUCUGCGCUCACCCAAACUGCUCUCACAACGGCCACCGCAUCACCGCUUUCGCCACCGAGGAAGACCUGCAACUCCACAUGCUCAAGGAGCACAGAGACAUGACCCACGGCUCCGACCGCGAGCGCAAGGAGCUGAUGCAGAGGGCGCUGCUGGUGGGGCAGCGGUCCUAUGCGGAGGAGCGGGCGGCGGCGCAGAGCUCAGGCGGCGGCAAGGGCGGCGGCAAGGGCGGCAAGGGCGCGAGCGGCACCAACGAGGGCUUUGAGAUCAGGUUCGCCUGGCCUUCCCGCCAGAGCAGAGCGUCCCUCGGCAACAGCGAAGAGGAGGAUUUUGCGAGGGAGCUCGACGAGCGCGAGGCGGCGCGGCGCUACCCCGAGCGCGACGCCCUACAGGACGAGGCGGAGGAGCGAGGCGGUCUCGGAGAGCUGGGGCCGCAAGGCGACGGCGAGGCGGAGGUCCCCGAGGAGGCCGACGAGGAGGGCGACGCGGGCAGCGACGGCGAGGAGGAGGGCGUCCCCCAGGAACGGCGUGCCGGAGAGCAUGCGGGGCAACCUGAGUCCGCAGGCGAGCUGGACCCCGCGGUCGAGGCCCUGCCGCUGGAGGUGACCGUGGCGGCGGUGGGCCGGCAGCCCGGCAUGCGGUGCUGCCUCGACGCCCUGCGGGCCGUCCUCCGGGCCCUGCGCGCCGGCGACGGCGCGGACGACGGCACGCCCGCGGCGCGGCCCGAGCUGCACGCCGCCGUGGCGCGGCUGACUCUGCUCGAUCUCGAGAGUCUGGAGAAGGUCCGGAAGGACCUCGACAGCGGCGCCCGCAGCGAAGAGUGCGACUGGGAGCCGCUGGAGCGGGUGCUGUCGCUGCGCCCGCUGUUCUUCCGACUCCUGCGGUCGAGCCGGGGCGGUGGCGGCGCCCCGCGCGGCAAGAUUGGGCCCUCGGCUGCUGGCAUCGGCCCCAAGUCGGCCGCGCAGCAGGACGACGCCGAUGUCGGUUGGCGCACUUGGCGCGUGGCGGCGCAGGGGGCGAUCCUUGCGAUGGGCCCGAGG